Molecule: messenger RNA, 4543 nt
Organism: Acipenser ruthenus (sterlet)
Lineage: Eukaryota; Metazoa; Chordata; Actinopteri; Acipenseriformes; Acipenseridae
Product: non-muscle caldesmon-like
Exons: 20
Coding region: 562-2340 (592 amino acids)
Biological process (GO): angiogenesis; muscle contraction; actin filament bundle assembly
Cellular component (GO): actin cytoskeleton
Molecular function (GO): myosin binding; actin binding; calmodulin binding
Source: RefSeq, a predicted model, not a curated record
GCAUGUACCCCGAACGAUACCGAACCCACCUCGGAAGGCUCCAAUUGGCUCGUAUUAGAUAAUUAUAAUAGGCGACAGACAAUGCAUACAUACCAGUGGCUACCGAUUAUAAACAUGGGGAAAUGGGUUUAAAGGGAGAAGGGAGGGGCUAAGGCAGGCUCGUCGUUUUAUUGAAUAGAAGAAGCGCUGACUGUAUUAAAGACCGCUGGUUGAGAUAGUACUCGGUCGUGUUAGUAUUUCCAUUCAAGUGCUUUGGUUGCUGCUUACAAAUAAUACAAUAAUAAUAAUAUCAGAUUCGAAGUCGUCGGCAAUUCUCAGUGGCCUAUACCUUGUUUCCAUGAGCAGGGACUGAUGGUCAGUCCGAGGCCGAUCCGGGUUCUCCCGCAUUCCUCCUGAACCCCCAUUGCUAGUCUACCCGAGCUGAGUGAAAAGACUCCAUGCAAUAUAUCCCUGAAGUGUAAUAGUGCCGGCAGCUGCAGUGAGUGAUCGACAGGACUGGAGAGCUGUGAGUUUGAUCAGGACCUGAAUUUCAGACAGUGACCGCACAUCCCAGGACUUAUCAUGGAUGACUUUGAGCGCCGCAGAGAACUGAGGAGGCAAAAACGCGAAGAGAUGAGGAUCGAGGCUGAAAGGCUGGCGUUCCAGAGGACUGAUGAGGAUGACGAGGAAGCUGCCCGCGAGCGUCGGCGCCGAGCUCGUCAGGAGCGCCUGCGAAACAAGGAUGAGGGGGAGGAGACAAGCAGCAUGAGCAGCGACAAGGUGGAGAUCAACAACCAGAACAGUGUGACGGAGGAAGAGCAGCAGAGCGCCCCUGUGGGCCCCCCUCCCCCCCAAACUGAAGACGAAUUUGCUGUCCAGGUCAAGCUGGACAAGCGCGAGGAGCGGCGCCAGAAGAGACUGCAGGAGGCGCUAGAGAGGCAGAAAGAGUUCGACCCCACCAUCAGCCUCCCCAAGGAGAACAACCGGGAGAAGGAAGAAGAAGAGGAGGAGGAGGAGAGGGGCCGAUACCAGCAAGAGGAGGAGAAAACCAACCAGCGUAACGCCUGGAGGGACAAAGAGGAAGAAGAGAAGGUAGAGCCAGCCCAGGAGGAGGAGGAGGAGGUGGAGGAGGAGCAAGAGGAACCACAAGAGGAGCCAAAGGAGGAGGAGAAGCAGGAGGAAGUGGUAGUGGAGAAACCGAGGCGAUCUUACAUGACUCCGGAGGACGUCAUCGAGGAGAAGCCAAAACAAUUUUCCAAGAGAGAUGAGGAAGUGAUUGAGGAUAAACCGAAGCGGUCAUACGAGAGAGCGGAGGAAGUGGUCGAAGAAAAGCCUCGAAGAUCUUACAAGGAUGAAGAGAUCCAUGUGGAGAAGACAAGCAGGGAGGUUGAGGUGAUCAACACCCCAGCGCCCAAGCAUCAGAACGGGGGAGACUUCCACGAAGGCACCACUGACAGGCAGAAGAAACCCGAGCGGAGCCUCAGUCGCGGCGGCCUGCACUCAAACCUGGAUCCCGUGGAAUCGGAGCAGGACUCAGACGCGGCACGCCAGGAGGCAGAGCGCAAGCUGGAGGUGCUGCGUCGUAGGAGGGACGAGACGGAGAGCGAGGAGUUCCACAGGAUGAGGCUGAAGCAGCAGGAAGCAGAGCAGGAGCUGGAAGAGCUGAAGAGAAAGAGGGAGGAGAGGAGGAAGGUGCUGGAGGAGGAGGAGCAGCUCAGGAAGCAGGAGGAAUCCCAGAAGAAAGCCAGGGAGGAGGAGGAGAAGAGGAGAAUGAAGGAGGAGAUUGAGAGGAGACGGGCAGAGGCAGCUGAGAAGAGACAGAAGAUCACUGAGGAGGUUUCCCCCGACGGGGAAGGCAAGAAGCCGUUCAAAUGUGUCAGCCCCCGGGGGUCUUCACUGAAGAUUGGCGAGAGGGCAGAGUUUUUGAACAAAUCAGUCCAGAGAAGCAGCAGUGUUAAGAGCUCGCACCCGACUCUCCAGGUCUCCAAGAUUGACAACAAGCUGGAGCUCUACACCUCUGCUGUGCAGACCAACAAGGAGAUCAAGCCCUCCAAGCCUGGGGCGUCUGACCUGCCUGUGGUGGGAGAGGGGGUCCGUAACAUCAAGAGCAUGUGGGAGAAAGGAAACGUCUUCAACUCCCCCGGGAGCCCUGGAUCCCCCAACAAGGAGACAGCUGGCCUGAAGGUCGGGGUGGCCAGUCGCAUUAAUGAUUGGCUGAACAAGACUCCAGAGAGCAAAUUGGCAGGAGGCAAGCCCGCGGAUCUGAAACCUGGAGAUGUAACCAACAAGCGCAGCUUAUGGGAAAACAAACCUUCUUCCCCAGAUAAAUCAACCACCCCUGGCAAGAUUUCUCUUAGAUAGUUGGCUUCAUCCCUUUCUCAUGAUGUGCAGAACAGGUAACAGCUGGAGGGAGGAACAAAUCAGUUACCAAUGGAAUGGGGCACCAACACUAAGAUGCUUGAGGGGAAUGGAAGAAACAUACGUCAAAGUGCUCGACUGUCCUUUUUUUCUAUUUAUAUUUUAAUACCAAAAAAAAAAAAAAAGAUUUUGCAGUAGCCCAGGAAAAAAGAACAAAAAAAUGAUAUUAGCACAAAAAGGCCACAGUUUUAUACAGUCGUGUUUAAAGUAUACAGCCUUUGCACAAGACCUUUUUACUUUAUUUAGAAAAAUAUGCUGUGAAAUUUAAAACGUUUAUAGCGAUAUCAAAUCUUUUUUUUUUUUUUUAUUGUUUGUAUUUUAUUUCAUGUUACGAACUGCAGAAAGAAAAGACGGCAAUCGCUGUCGACGAUUUGGAUGAUGAUCCGAUUCCCUAUUGAAAACAGAGAUUGUUCAUUGUUCCUUUCUGCAGUUGAGAAUAGCAUCCUCCUUUUUUACUUUUAAUAUAGCAAGUUUAUCUUUCUAGCAAAGUAAAAUGCCGCAAUUGGAAUAUUGUAAGCCGAUCGUGGUACUGAUUACAGUGGUAAAGAUUAGGAGACAUUAUAAGAGGUGGUUAGAGGUUUCAACACACGUGCACACAUUGCUUUGAGAGUUUUAGUUUAUACAGCACUUUUUAUUGGCAGUAGAACGCUCCAAUAUAUGUAAGGACAUAUAUCUAGUAAUAAACAUUUACAUUAUAGUCUAUUUCACAGCUUGUUAUUUGAGAUGUCACGUUUUGUUGUAACAAAGAUACAUACCUGAAGCUAUCGAUGAGAUGCAGGUGGGCGGGUGGGAUUAAACAUUUCAAUUAAUAUAUAUAUAUAUAUAUAUAUAUAUAUAUAUAUAUAUAUAUAUAUAUAUAUAUAUAUAUAUAUAUAUAUAUAUAUGUAUAUAUAUAUAUAUAUAUAUAACAGCCCUUCUUUAGCAGAAUCUGUUUUUCGUACACGGACAUACUCCAUUGUCCCUCAACUUUCAUGGCAUGUAUUAUAAGACAUGCAUUAUGAGAAUCCAAUGCGGAUUGUUAUUCAUAGCAGGCAAUGAAAGAUUAGAUUUAAACCCUGCUCUAAAAAAAAAGUCUGUGUGUUGAGAAAGUCAUUUUGAACACAUUUAGCAGCAGGUUGUAAUUCUUACAGCGUCUUAAUUCAAACUCUAACCCGUAAUUGUGACACACUCUGUCCCUCUCCUGUUAGAGAAGUGCUAGAGAGAGAGAGAGAGAGAGAGAGAGAGAGAGAGAGAGCGAGAGAGAGAGAGAGAGGGGGAGAGAGAGAGAGAGAGAGGGAGAGAGAGAGAGAGGGGGAGAGAGAGAGAGAGAGAGGGAGAGAGAGAGAGAGAGAGAUUGCAAAUGGAUUGUACAGAGAUUGCAAAUUGAUUUUUUUUUUAAACUAUAUAAAAUCAUGUAAUCAAAAUUAUAUUGCAAAAGUCUACCGGACUACACUUCCUCAAGAAACUUUUGGACACAGAUUAAUCUGACCUAAAUGAUUUAAAAUGACAUUUCGAAUCAGUAAAAGAAAAAGAAAACAACAACAUUGGUUAAUUUUAAAUGAUGUAAUUUGCAACUUGAAUUAAGAACCCAUGAGGAUGAUAACGAAAAACAUAAUCACCCAAACAAUGAUCUUACAUAGAAGUCUUAUUUUGCGGGUUGUACAAUGACUGUCGCGGGUCUGCGGGUUUUAAUGUCAAUUUAAGGAUCUCUUGGGUUGUUUGAAGGGCCAGUCUCCAUAGCAGCACAUUUUAAAUGUGAAACAAAUAAAAAAUCUACCUACACAAGAUUAAAAACAGGUUCACGUAAAACAACAGUUUUUUGAAUGGUGGCCCUAGCAAUUCCUGGCAGUAGGAUCAUGUGUAUGGGCAAGGAAAAUGGAACGGAGGCAACGAGCUGAAAGAUGCUUAUAGUGGAGUUGUUUUUUUAAAUGAUUUUUUUUUUUUUGUACUUCUGUUUUUAGUUUACAUAUAAAAAACACAACUACACUCAAAAUAUUGUGUAGGGGUGAAAACUAUGCAAUCCUUUGUCUUUGUAUCAUCUGCAAAUGCUGCCAUUUUUGUAAACACUGUGGGUAUUUGUAGUGUAGAGGAUAGCUUCAUGCAAAAUAUUUGUUUAAACAAUGUAUCGUGAAAACAGCCACCACAAUAAAUAGAUAAUGUCCAAGAA